This is a messenger RNA of Chrysoperla carnea, 1375 nucleotides long. Its product is annotated as 5-hydroxytryptamine receptor-like. Gene Ontology annotation, biological process: adenylate cyclase-activating adrenergic receptor signaling pathway. The coding region runs from base 3 to 1352 and encodes 449 amino acids. The transcript has 3 exons. Gene Ontology annotation, cellular component: membrane. The record is from RefSeq and is a predicted model, not a curated record. Gene Ontology annotation, molecular function: G protein-coupled receptor activity. Lineage: Eukaryota; Metazoa; Arthropoda; Insecta; Neuroptera; Chrysopidae.
UAAUGCCUUUUGGUGCAAUUUAUGAGAUUAGUAAAGGAUGGAGUUUAGGACCAGAAUAUUGCGAUAUGUGGACAUCGAGUGAUGUGCUUUGUUGUACUGCUUCAAUAUUACAUUUAGUGGCUAUUGCUGUAGAUAGAUAUUGGGCGGUAACAAAUGUCGAUUACAUUCAUACCCGAAACGGAAAUCGAAUCGGAGGUAUGAUUGUAGUUGUAUGGUCGGUUGCAUUAAUUGUAUCAUUAGCACCCCAGUUUGGUUGGAAAGACGAUCAAUAUUUGGAUCGGAUCAACAAAGAACGCCGUUGCUUACCAAGUCAAGAUAUUGGCUAUCAAAUAUUUGCAACAUGUUCAACAUUCUACGUGCCUCUACUUGUAAUAUUAAUCUUGUAUUGGAAAAUAUUCCAAACAGCUCGAAAACGAAUCCAUCGGCGGCGAGAACAACGUGUACCGGAUAGUUUAUCAUCGAAAACCAAUAAUAAUAGUAAUGAUGCAAGAAUAACGAAAAAUUUUCUAACAAAACGGAAAUUUUUACGUAUGAAAAAAUGUAAAAGUAAGAAAAAAUCUACGGCCGCGGAAGCGUUAGUUUCAUCGUUGGUUAUGGUAGAAGGACAUUCAACGACCACAGUGGACGUGGUACAGGAAUUCGAUGAGAAAGCGUCAAGUGGUAAUCAUCCAAACAAUGAAGAAACUACAACCGCGUUUACGAUAUCAAAAAGUACGGGAACAACUGAGACCGCAAUGCCUAUGGAAAGCGCUCCAACAGAAAGUAAGGUAGGUGCAACUUCGAAUAAUGUUUCGCCAGAGAAAUCUUCUGCUACAACAACGAAUAAUGGUUCAGCAAGUCAUCAAAGUCAUAUAAGUGAUAUCAGUCGUGUGGAAAUAUUAACAAAAGAUCAACAAUUGAGUAUAACGACUCCCCAAGCAACGGCCACGCAUACGGCACCUUCACCAGGAUUACUUCAUCCGCACGAUCAUAAUAAAGAUAAAAACAGUAAUAGCAACAUCGCUACGCUAACACGUGAUAAUCGACGCGAUAAAAAAGAAAGUUUAGAAGCGAAGCGAGAACGAAAAGCAGCAAAGACUUUAGCAAUUAUUACCGGUGCGUUUGUUGUUUGCUGGUUACCAUUUUUUGUGAUGGCCCUGGUGAUGCCACUUUGUUCCAGUUGUGUUAUAAAUGAUUAUGUAGCAAGUAUAUUUUUAUGGUUAGGUUAUUUUAAUUCAACACUGAAUCCUGUAAUAUAUACAAUAUUUAGUCCUGAAUUUAGACAAGCGUUUACACGUAUCUUAUGUGGGGCACGAAGUGGGCCAGGUGGUGCUCGAGGCACUCGUAAUUUCCGUUCGGGUAAAAUUAGAUAAAAGAAUGUUUGUCGGUGUGUAUG